This is a messenger RNA of Cetraspora pellucida, 588 nucleotides long. The record is from the annotation of a GenBank genome assembly. NCBI's taxonomy places the organism in Eukaryota, Fungi, Glomeromycota, Glomeromycetes, Diversisporales, Gigasporaceae.
AUGAAACGAAAAGCACAGAUCUCUCAAUCAGAGGAGCCUGAAUCAGUACAGGACACAGAUAUCGUAAGGAAGAAGGCAAAACCUCUUAAUGCACCAUGUAGUGAAUCACCAAAAACCGAACCAUCAUUUAUUGAAUUAGAGAUGCCUCAAGCCCAAGUGUAUUAUUAUUCACCCAUUUUUUCCUUACAAGAUUGCACGAGUUAUUAUUCUGCUCUGGCAUCUCUUUCUUAUUGGUCACGCCCAAUCUUUAAAGUACAUGGACACACUUCACCUGCUCACCGACUCACUUGUUCUUUUGGUUCAACAGCCGAUAAGGUUUAUAAUUAUUCCGGAACUAGCGCAAAAGUUGAUUCGAUUGAUUAUCCACAUUCUAUAAAAAUUAUUAAAGAAAAAAUUGAAACUAUCUUAAAUGCCAAGUUUAAUUUUGUUCUAUUAAAUUGGUAUCAAAGUGGUAAUGAUUAUAUCGGUGAACAUUCGGAUAGUGAAAAAGGACUUGUUCCUCAAGGUAUUAUUGCUUCAGUCAGCUUUGGUUCACCAAGAACUAUUAUAUUUAAAAAUAAAUCUGAUAAGAAACUAACACGGAAAAUU